UAGAGAGGAGGGGCAGGGGAGGGAGGCCCGGGGCACCAGGUGCCCAGCGGCCACUGUUUCUGGUGUCCCGGGCUGCCCUUGCUCCCAAGCCCCGCAGUCUCAUUUGCCGUCUUCCAACGCGUGACCCCAGCGCGUUCGCGUCCCCGGCCGUUGACAGGCGCGGGGUGCGCCAAGCAGUGCCAUGUGCCGCCUUUUUCUCGCGGCCGCUGCAGUCGCCGCGCCCGGAACCCCGCUCCAGCUCCUCCGCAGAGGACUCGCCGCCGCCAUGUCUCACGCAGGGCCCCUCAAAUCCGUGGACUACGAGGUGUUCGGGAGAGUGCAGGGUGUCUGCUUCAGAAUGUACACAGAAGGUGAGGCCAAGAAAAUAGGAGUGGUUGGCUGGGUGAAGAAUACCAGCACAGGCACUGUAACAGGCCAAGUGCAAGGCCCCGAAGAGAAAGUCGAUUCCAUGAAGUCCUGGCUGAGCAAGGUCGGAAGUCCUAGUUCUCGCAUUGACCGCACAAACUUUUCUAAUGAAAAAACCAUCUCUAAACUUGAAUAUUCUAAUUUUAGUAUUCGCUACUAAUAGAAAUAAAAAUUGUUCAUACUGCACAAUAGACACUAUAUAUUCUUAAGUCUAUAUACUAGGAUAAUAGUAGCAGAGUAGGGUAGAAAAAGUAACUGUUUUGAAAUCCACAACAUUAUAUAUAUUACUAAAAAUAUGUGACACUGAAACAGUUUUACUCAACUAUGUUUUUAACAAGCAAAAGAUUAGUAUCCUAAAGUAAAAAAUUUAAUUACAAAAUAUUUGAAUUGUAAUUCAAAAAUUGAAACUUGUGUUAUGGAAACUUUAAUUCUAAUGAAUAUUAUAGCAUACGUAUUAUAUAGCUAGACAUAAAAUAAUGAAGUUAACCAUUUAAAUAUUAUUUUUAGUUCCUGUUGUCUGGAUUGAAUUCUAUAACCUUCCAAAUAAUAAUCUGUUAUUAAAGUCAAGCAAUUUGUUUAAUAACAACAAAAACAACCUGUAGAUAUAAAUGUAUGUGAUGAUCAUUAUAAUCAUGAAAUAUCAAUAAAGAGUUAAUUUUUAAAAUUCUGGUUAAUUGAGAAAAUAAUUCAGUACUUGGGUUGGAGCUAUGGAAUGCUUUCUAUGAACUGUAUUGUUCUGUAUAGUGAACAGAUGAGUGUAUAGCAAGCAGCAAGAUUUGUAUCGACAACCAUCCACAAUGGUUAUUCUAUCAAUCAGAAAAGGAACUGAGUCUAAAUAAAUUAUACUA
Molecule: messenger RNA, 1253 nt
Organism: Rhinolophus ferrumequinum (greater horseshoe bat)
Lineage: Eukaryota; Metazoa; Chordata; Mammalia; Chiroptera; Rhinolophidae
Gene: ACYP2
Product: acylphosphatase 2
Exons: 4
Coding region: 182-565 (127 amino acids)
Molecular function (GO): acylphosphatase activity
Source: RefSeq, a predicted model, not a curated record